AUGCUUCCGCCUGCGCUUCACCAGUGUGCCAAAAUGCAAUCCAUGUGGAUGCCGGACGAAGAACGCGCGACCAUCGAAGGCAGCCGACGUCGGCUUGAUGAAAACAAGAAAGGCGCGGUUGCGGCGCUUACGAGGUCAAGGAAGACGACCCUAGCAUCCAAGAGGCUUAUCUGCUCUCCUCACUCUGAACAGUCACCUCACCUCAUUUCCCCUCACUUUCAUUUCGUCGUCGCUGGCGUCAGCAAUACAACAUCUAAUGUCUUCGUCAAUAUCAUCACCAAUACAUCCACUCCCUCGACGCAUGUCGUCGUACACAAGCAGUCCAUCGCCUUCAUCAUCGGGCCCCUACCUCUCAGUAUCAUCUGGAAAUGCCAUCUUUGUGAACUCGAGAUAUCCUCGUCCACAAACUCGGAGACUCCUACUUCUGGCUCUGGCUCUGGUGAAGACUCGGGCGCUUGCAGUCAAAGCAGCCAUGGAGAGAAGGGAGCCUCUCCAAGACUUUCUCAGCGCUCUGCAAGCACAGGCGCUCUUACAACUCUCGGCAAUGAUAGCCUGCGCCCACCAGGCUGGAAACGUGCAUCUCGUAGAUCAGUUACGUUCGCUAGCUCAACAGAUGCAAAGCGCUUAUCCUACCCAUCCUCGACAUCUUCCAGACAAGAUUCUCUGACACUUGCAAGUAUCAUCUCAUUGAGCUUACCAGAAGACAACCAUCCUCAUGAUCGUGGUUCACAUCAACAGCGGCAGCCGUUUCCGUGCUAUCCACACCAAAUUCAUUCGCCACAUAUAUCAAGAUCGCACACGAUCCAUUUUCACCCAAGUUCACCUUCAGUACACUCGUUAUCUCCGGCCUCAUCUAUAUCUUCGCGGCCGCACUCCCGUCUCUCGUUCUCUCCUUCAUUAGCGGAGCAGACGAGUGCUCCGACUUCUUGUUCGAUAAGCCACACAGCUUCCGAAAAUAGCAUGCGUGCUAUUGGGUCGACAAAUGACAUUUUAAGCAAACCUGCUGAUAAGGGCGAAGUUGAUGAACGAAAAGAAAAUCGCUCGAACGAUAAGAAGAUACAUGGUCCGGAAAGUAUAAGGGGUGGUCACAUAGCCGUACGAAGACAUUCCUUACCGCCCACAGAGAAGCACGACUGGCUUACGGCACUUCCAACUCCUGUUUUUUCGCGAUCCGCACUCGGCACUCAAGGUAUCAUAAUGCCUGUUUCUGCUCGAGGACAGGGACCAAAUGGCGUGGUCCGUCGUAAUACGAAGCCUAGGACCGUGAACACAAGUGGGAAGAAAAAGUCGGAGGAAGCAGAGAUAAGUUAUAUGGAAAUAAAGAAGGAGCCGAACACGAGAGACAAAGGAACUGCGGGAUCGUCAUCGAAGCCCAACGGGACGAAACGUCCGGAAGCGAAGACAGACACAAAAUCGCGAUCAAGAACAACUUCGACCUUAAUGAGGGUAAUUCGUAGCCUUACCGGACACAAAAUUCCACGUCAGGCUCCAAUGCCCGCGGAAUACGAGGAACCGUCCACGAAGCGAAUUGCAUAUCCAAGCACGGACACAGACAAAGAGUUGGGUGUCAGCCACACUUCCAGUUCUAUUCGCUCUUCAACCUCUGUAUCGGACACCAUCUCUCAAGGUUCGACGUCUUCGACAAUCUGCCAACCGCCAGGUCCGGUUAUACAUUCGAAAGCAGAAGAUUCAGACAAUAAGCACAAGCUCAAAAAACCGGCUUCGUUCAUCAAUGUUUUCCGGCGCCUUCCUUUCUCUUUGCAACCCAUGUACCGGAAGGAAGUUGUUCAACCGACUACAGAACCUUCUCAUGUUAUCGCAAGGGAUGACAGGCGUACUUGA
Messenger RNA from Fomitiporia mediterranea MF3/22, 1842 nucleotides. RefSeq lists its product as uncharacterized. Bases 1 to 1842 code for a protein of 613 amino acids. Lineage: Eukaryota; Fungi; Basidiomycota; Agaricomycetes; Hymenochaetales; Hymenochaetaceae. The record is from RefSeq and is a predicted model, not a curated record. The transcript has 4 exons.